AUGCGCUCACAGGCCAAGACAAUCAAUGUCAAACAGAUCAAUGGAUCCAAGUCUUCACUGAUGGGUCAUACAUGGAAAGGCUCACUGGCCCUUGAGACAAUCAAUGUCAACUAUCCUGCAGAUCAAUGGCUCCAAGUAUUCACUGAUGGGUCAUACAUAGAGAACCAAGCAAACGUUGGUGCAGGUGUCUACUCUGAACUCUUCUUGUUCUACGCAGCAGUGGGAUACAAUAGAUCCACUUUCGAAGGAGAAAUAGAGGCCAUUAGGAUAGCACUAUGCCAAUUAUGUUGCCUGGAUACGAAAUUCACCAAAGCGGUGAUACUUUCGGACUCACAGUCAGCAAUAGACUCUAUUGGAAACAGAGAGCCACCCAAAACAGCCGAAAUGCAUAGACCGGUGGCCGGUGUCUUUCCACACGAUGAAGACCCUUUAAUCAGGAGAGAAUUCAAGACCACAAUCUACAACGAACUGGAAGCUCGAACAAAGGAGAAACAUUGGAAAGUGACACUCUCCACCAAGAAUCGAAGCCGUUGCUGA
Molecule: messenger RNA, 537 nt
Organism: Rodentolepis nana
Lineage: Eukaryota; Metazoa; Platyhelminthes; Cestoda; Cyclophyllidea; Hymenolepididae
Source: the annotation of a GenBank genome assembly